Molecule: messenger RNA, 597 nt
Organism: Pungitius pungitius (ninespine stickleback)
Lineage: Eukaryota; Metazoa; Chordata; Actinopteri; Perciformes; Gasterosteidae
Product: cytochrome c oxidase subunit 6A, mitochondrial
Exons: 3
Coding region: 41-379 (112 amino acids)
Biological process (GO): mitochondrial electron transport, cytochrome c to oxygen
Cellular component (GO): mitochondrial inner membrane
Molecular function (GO): enzyme regulator activity
Source: RefSeq, a predicted model, not a curated record
AAAGUCUUCCUUCCGGUGUCUGAGACUCUCAGAAAGGAAAAUGGCGGCUCUCGGACGCGUCUCUCAGAUGUUGCUGAGGUCUUCUUUGACCCAGACCCGGCGUCAGCUCUCCGCUGCUGCUGCCGGCGCACACGGCGAACAAGCGGCCAGGACAUGGAAGAUCCUCACUUUUGUGGUUGCCCUCCCUGGUGUUGCAGUGUGCAUGUUGAACAUGUACCUUAAGGAGCAGCAGCAUUCCCAUGAACAGCCUGAGUUUGUCCCUUACAGCCACCUGCGCAUUCGCAACAAGCGUUUCCCAUGGGGAGAUGGCAACAAAUCGCUCUUCCACAAUCCACACUUGAAUGCUCUUCCCGACGGCUAUGAGGGCCAUGAUGAAUAAACCCUUCCUCCAGACCUCAUAAACGGCAAAGGGACCAGUCCUCACUCAGCAUUCGAUUCUGGACCACAGAUUUACAGCUUACGUUUUAUUUUUGUUGCAUUUACCUCUGUCCUCUCAACAUGGGGCACCCAAACCAACAGUUCCUUUUUACUUUGGACCAUUUAGCAAAAUGUAAAACUGAUCCUGAAUUAACAUAAAUAAAGUAACUAUUACCUCUA